Colossoma macropomum (tambaqui) is the source of this 1985-nucleotide messenger RNA. RefSeq lists its product as uncharacterized. Lineage: Eukaryota; Metazoa; Chordata; Actinopteri; Characiformes; Serrasalmidae. The record is from RefSeq and is a predicted model, not a curated record. The transcript has 9 exons. Bases 85 to 687 code for a protein of 200 amino acids.
AAUGUCAUAAUCUGUUCAGUUGUUAGUUUCUUGAGUUGUUUCCUUUUAUCUCAUUACUCCAAGUUACCAACUGAACUAAAGAAAAUGGAUGACGAUGGAGAUACAAGUAUGGAUACUACUCCUGCUUGUGAUGGUGAAUCUAAGCAAACUGCCCAUUGUGACAUUGAGAGACUAAGGGCAGAGAUAGACCUUCAAGCAAAGGUCAUUGAUUCUUUGAGUAAAACCAUAGCUGUACUGGAAGCAGAGAGAAGUCAGACAGUCAGUGCUCUCUCACAUCUCCAAGCUGGGCUAUACGACAUGGCCAGGCAGCUGAAGGGCCAGAACCUGGAGAAGCGUUUUGAAGCCCUUCGAUUUGAGGUGACCACUGAGCUUCAUUACCUGCGGAGCCUCCUAUUGCCUUGGCCUGGGCUCGGCCCCUGCUGUCCCUCAACUUCCUGCUCUAGUCUUCACCCCACCAAACUCCGCAACCAGGCCGCCAUCAACCACAUCUCCCAGGAGCUCUAUCACAGUCGGAGAAUCCUGUGGGAGCAGAUUGGAGAGCUGAGGAAAGCAGUUCACAGAAUCCAAGUCCAACUCAGCAAGUUUAGAUUUCCUACUUUUUUGCCACUUAAAUAUAACCAUUUUCUCCUCACCACAACCCUGUUGAAUCUAGUGUGCUUUGACAGCAGAGCGUCUCUGAAGCCUUAAAAGAACUGUUCAUUGAAAAAUCUAAUUUCUACAAUUUUCCCUCAGAAGUAGUUGAUCAACCAAGACAUUUUUGUCAACAGUCACAGUCAACUUUUUUCUAUUAAUACUGCUUUCAGUGUUCAGCUACAAAGUGAAGUUUUGUUCAUUUUUAUAGUUCACAGACACCAAACGUAUCUUAGCUGACUUACUACAAGUAUACUUGCUUUAAGUACACAGGUCUUACCAAACCUACUGUCCCAAAUGUUAUCAAAAGAUGAUGUGAGGGGAAUCUGACAUGUUGCUUUGCCUUCAGAACUUCACAGGGAGGACAUCCUGAAGAGACUGACUGAGUCACACUGCAAAGACAUGGUCUAAUGUGUCAGAAAUCCAGACCAAGCUUCAGAAUCUAGUCAUAUCCAAAGGAAAAGCUCCAAAGAAAACAGGUUGUGGGAUGAAAACAAUCCCAAGGCCUUUGCUGCCCAACUCAGACUCAGAUGAACGCUUAAAUACCCAACACUUGACAGCAAAAGCCAAAGCGCCAGUUGACAUAACUGCCAGAAGAAAAUGAACUGCAAGGGAUGUGGCAGCUCAUCUCAUCUUCUCAUGAAGAUUACUACUAAAAUAAAAUGCAACAACAGUUUUUCCUCAUUCAUGUUUGAUAUAUUGUCCACACAGUAUAAAACAUAAAGCGUGUUUUUAAAGGGUCUUUAUUCAGAAGUGUAGCCAAGGGGUGGCCAGUGCCAUCCUAGACUGAAAUAUGGCCAUGCUUUUGGUCACCCCAGUUUUGGAAAGUGAGGCAGUCAACCAUCAUCAAUAAACCAUCAGGUAUGCUUAUGGUUAAAAUCUGCUACAGGGCGGUUACCACUCAGUUAUAAGAGUAUGAUAACGCUGCAUUUAGUAGUUAAGAGUAUCUUGCCAUCUGGCUGUGAUAGGCUGUGCAAACUAGGGAGGGAAUGUGCACUGAAUGGUCACCCUUUAGCAGUGCUGCUCUGUGCGCUACAUUAUAAAGUAAGCUAUGUGAUGGUAAGAUGGGUUACUUCUUAAGUGAACUGUAAGCGUUUAUUUUUGUACAGAUUAAUAUGUGCAUGUGUACUACGUUAGGCCAGCUUUAUACAGUGUUGUCUGAGUAGCUAGACAAUAAUUGUAUUGAUGUACUAUUUUAUUUCAGUGGAAAUGAUGGACAAAUUUAUUUAUGUAGAGUAAAAAACAAUGCAUCAAUGCAUUUUGUUAGACUCAUGUAUAACCUGUCGCGAGGGCAGCCUAAAUGAGUAACUUCUAUGGUCUGUCUAUGUGAAAUGUUGUUCUUUUUGUAUAUUUAA